Molecule: messenger RNA, 4776 nt
Organism: Calidris pugnax (ruff)
Lineage: Eukaryota; Metazoa; Chordata; Aves; Charadriiformes; Scolopacidae
Gene: FAF1
Product: Fas (TNFRSF6) associated factor 1
Exons: 19
Coding region: 368-2320 (650 amino acids)
Cellular component (GO): endoplasmic reticulum; nucleus
Molecular function (GO): ubiquitin binding; NF-kappaB binding
Source: RefSeq, a predicted model, not a curated record
CCUCAAUGACAGGCAAAAUGUGCGACAGGCGCUGUGGAGGCAGGGAGGGAGCGGCGCUGCCUCCUCCUCCUCCUCCGCCUCCCCGGGCCAGCAGCUGAGGCAGCUCUGCCCGCUCCCGGCCCCGGCCCGCUUCCCGGCCCCCUGCCCGCCUCUCUCCUUUCCCUCCUCGGCCCCGCCGCCGCGCCCCGGCCGCCGCCGAGCUGCCAGGAGGGGCAGCCCUCCUCCCCCCGGGAGGCGUCCGCGGGAGCCUGAGAGGAACCCGGCGCCUCGAUGAGCUCCUAAGCUCUCCCCAACCCUGCCCCGUCCUCGCCGGCAGCAGCUCCAGGUGCGCGGGGUCAGAGCGGAGCCGGGGACGCAGCUGGCUGCAAUGGCGUCCAACAUGGACCGAGAAAUGAUAUUGGCUGAUUUCCAGGCAUGUACUGGUAUUGAAAAUAUUGAUGAAGCUAUAACGUUGCUUGAACAAAAUAACUGGGAUUUAGUGGCAGCUAUAAAUGGUGUAAUACCACAAGAAAACGGCAUUCUACAAAGUGAGUAUGGUGGAGAGACUUUACAUGGACCAGCGUAUGGCCCCGCAAGUCAUUCUACAGCAGCUUCUUCAACUCCUUCCUCCUCCUCAGCAUUUCGCCACGUAGUGCCAUCAAGACAAAUAGUGGAAAGGCAACCUCGAAUGCUUGACUUCAGGGUUGAGUACAGAGACAGAAAUGUGGAUGUAGUACUUGAAGACAGCUCCACAGUUGGAGAUAUCAAACACAUUCUAGAAAAUGAACUUCAGAUUCCUGCAUCUAAAAUGCUGUUAAAAGGGUGGAAGACUGGAGAUGUAGAUGAUAGUACUGUUUUAAAAACUCUACACUUGCCAAAAAAUAAUAGUCUUUAUGUUCUAACACCUGACCUGCCUCCUCCUUCUUCAAGUCAUUCUGGGGCCCUGCAGGAGUCAUUAAAUCAAAACUUCAUGCUGAUCGUCACCCAUCGAGAAGUCCAGCGGGAGUACAACCUCAACUUCUCAGGAAGCAGUACCAUUCAGGAGGUAAAGCGGAAUGUGUAUGACCUAACUAGUAUCCCUGUCCGACACCAGUUAUGGGAAGGCUGGCCUCCUUCUGCCACAGACGACUCGAUGACUCUAGCUGUUUCGGGACUGACUUUUCCUUGCCAUCGACUUACAGUUGGAAGAAGAACUUCACCCGUACAAACAAGGGAACAGUCAGAGGAGCAAUGCACUGAUGUCCACAUGGUUAGUGACAGUGAUGGAGAUGACUUUGAAGAUGCUACGGAGUUUGGAGUUGAUGAUGGAGAAAUGUUUGGAGUAGCAUCAUCUGCCUUGAGGAAAUCGCCAAUGAUGCCAGAAAAUGCUGAAAAUGAAGGAGAUGCCUUACUACAAUUUACAGCUGAGUUUUCUUCAAGAUAUGGUGACUGCCAUCCUGUUUAUUUUAUUGGAUCAUUAGAGGCUGCUUUUCAAGAAGCCUUCUAUGGGAAAGCUAGAGAUAGAAAGCUUCUUGCUAUCUACCUCCACCAUGAUGAAAGUGUACUAACCAAUGUCUUCUGCUCACAAAUGCUUUGUGCUGAAUCUAUCGUCUCCUAUCUGAGUCAGAACUUCAUCACUUGGGCAUGGGACAUGACAAAAGAAGCAAACCGAGCAAGGUUUCUGACGAUGUGCACUAGACACUUCGGGAGUGUCAUAGCCCAAACAAUUCGAACUCAGAAGACAGACCAGUUUCCACUUUUCCUUAUUAUUAUGGGAAAACGAUCAUCUAAUGAAGUAUUGAAUGUAAUACAAGGUAACACAACAGUGGAUGAGCUAAUGAUGAGGCUGAUGGCUGCAAUGGAGAUCUUCACUGCCCAGCAGCAGGAAGACAUAAAGGAUGAGGAUGAACGUGAGGCCAGAGAAAAUGUGAAGAGAGAGCAGGACGAAGCGUACCGCAUAUCGCUGGAGGCUGACAGAGCCAAGAGGGAAGCACAAGAGAGAGAAAUGGCAGAGCAGUUCCGCUUGGAGCAGAUUCGGAAAGAACAGGAGGAAGAACGUGAGGCUAUCAGGCUCUCUCUUGAGCAGUCUUUGCCCCCCGAGCCGAAGGAGGAGAGCACCGAGUCCGUCAGUAAACUGCGCAUCCGGACGCCCAGCGGAGAGUUCUUUGAGCGGCGUUUCCUGGCCAGCAGCAAACUGCAGGUCGUCUUUGAUUUUGUAGCUUCCAAGGGGUAUCCUUGGGAGGAGUACAAGCUGCUGGGCACCUUUCCGAGGAGAGAUGUGACCCAGCUGGAUCCAAAUAAAACGUUACUGGAGGUAAAACUGUAUCCUCAAGAAACCCUUUUCCUAGAGGCAAAAGAAUAGAUCAAACAAGAUUGUAGGACUAAUCAUCCUUUGACAAGCCAGAGGCACAGCAUCGAAAGGAAGACUUCUAUCAAUGCCACCUUGUACUAUCAUCCAACUCAACUCCAUGUCACAACUUUGCCUCUUGCAAGAAUCCUGAAAAAUUGAAAACAAAAAACGUAGCUACUUAAAGUUUCACAUACAUGAGUAUAUGUUUCCAACCUCAUUUAAAUAAGCAGAGGAUAAAAUUCUGCUAUGAACACUGAACAUUAUGACUCUGUUGCUCACUUAUCAUCCAGCUUUUGUUAUAAUUAAUGCACUGUUAAAAUGUGAGUGAUUGUUAAGUAGAAUUUUUACUCCUCAAAUGCCCCUUUUUCACCAAGAAAUCUUGGACAUUUCUGCCUGUACUUUUGACACUAGAAUGCUGUAUAUUUGAUAUCUUGCUGAGCCAGUGCUCUCAUAUAUAUGCAUUUUAUUUCUGUGUUUGGAUUUCUACUUUGUCAACUAAUUUAAAAAGGCAGAAAAAAUUAACGGGACAUUCUCAGCCAUGGAAAUUUAACAGUAUUAUAGUAGAAAGCAUAUAUAAUUUUUGUUAGUACUUUCUGACUUCUUUGAUAAGAUGUAAGGUUUUGUUUGAAGAAUAUAGUUUGACAUAUAUGCGAGAUAUUUAUUUACUGGUUCUGCUUUGGGUCUCAGUUCUGAUUCAGUUUAGGAAGUAUUUUCCAUUACAUUGCAGUGUGUGAAACUGCUUAUUGCAUGAUGUGAAUAUUUAAAUAACAUUAGAAAUGGCCAGUACCAGAAACCUGGUAUCUUGCCAACACUUUCAGGAAUCAGCUGAUAUUGAAUAUCGGCUGCUAAAAACCUUUCAAAUACCAGAUACAAAAGUUCUUUAUUUCUCAUUGUGAAAGAAAGGGCAGUUCCCAUUUUAGCAGUUUUCCUCCACUCUGGCACUUGUUUGUAUCCUAUUACUCUGCUGUUUUAAAGCACCUUGUUUGUUUCAUCAAACAAUGAGUAUCUUAAGAGGUGGUGUAAUAAGAAAUCUGCCUUAUUAUUGCACACUUUGGACAAUUUGACAAUAGAUUACUGAUCCCGUCUCAAAUUAAAGAAAUCCUAGUUCUCUCGUCUGAAAUGUAUGCACCAACUACCUGCUAUCUGAUGUGGAAAAAAACUGGUACUUUAAAUUUCUCAAGCAUAGAAUGAGCAUACUGAGUCCAAGACCAUAACAUACACUUGAUGCCAAACCUGCAUCAAAACUGGUUUGGUUAAUAUUUUUUUUCUUUUCUUUUCUUUGUUUUUGUUUUGUUUUGUUUUGUUUUGUUUUUUUUAAUCUCUGUGCUUACAGGAUAGUGCAUAAUAGCACUGCAGAAGCGGCAUCUGCUAAUCAAACUUUUUUUUUUUUUUAAAGCCUGGCACAUUUGUUUUCCACAUCUGUUUAUAUGUAAUUCAUAGUGUUUAUCGUAGCAAAAUGAGUUCUGAUUUGAAAAUUUUAUACUAAGCAGAAACCAAUUGCACACAUCUUUUAGUCUUUCUUUUUUCUUUGGAAGGAUGGUGAUAUAAAAUUAAAUGUAUGCCUAUUACUAGGGUGUUAGUGAAGCUGAUAUAUUGUUACCUUUACCAAAAAUGCAAAUUUCUGAGCGGGGAAAGCCUUAUUCUACCUUUUGUAAUUCUGUAAUUAGUGAUCACUUUUAGAAGUGAAGUAUCUAUGACAAACAAAAGGUUUUGGAAGUGUAAGCAAAUUCUAAUCACUUGCAGUUCACAAAUAAAAGGAUUCAUAGCCAACAGAAAGAUAAAUGUAUGUGUAAUGGAAAGCUGAAUGCAGACACUUCAUUCUGAACUUCUGUUUUCUUCCAAAAAAAAAAAAAAUCCACUAUGUUUAUUAAAUAAGAAAUUAGCAUAGGUUGCAAAUUGGGGUGAUGAUGUUUCUACAAACAAUCACAGUAACACAUACAGCAGGAUUUUAAAGUGAUGCAUAUCUUUUUUUUUCAGAUUAGCUCUUCCUUCUAAGCUGGCUAUUGAGGAAAGGAAUUGCUGAAAUACUGCUACACAAAGCAAAGCGACCUUUCAGCUAACUUGUUUAUAUUAAUCUGUUCUGAUUAACUUUUGUUUGAUCUCAUCAGGCUGUUUUCUCUCACUCAACUUUAUUUCUGUAUUUUGACUAUAUAUUCUUUACUUUGAUACUAGUUUCAUAAAGUUAUUAAAUGUGGCUUGAAUAUUUGUUGAACUUGUUGAAGUCAGGGUUUGUUUGGCCUUCUUUUUUCUAAACUCUUUUUUUUUUUUUUCCCCCCUUCAUUUUGUUCAUGUUGCAAAAUACACUGUCAUUAUCGAAAUGUUCUAGUGAUGAUUAACUGGAAGUGUUCAAAGCGGUGGCAUCACUGCCCUCUGAUAGAAAGAUAUUGAGACCAGUAUAUAGGGAUCGUUCUGCCACAACGUAAACAAGUGUAUCACUCUUUAAAUAAAACAUGAUUUUGGUCCUUAAA